AUGCAUAUACAAAAGGCCAAUUUGAGAAGCUUGUUCAUUUCGGAUGAAUGGAACAAUAGUAAAUUUGCAAAAGAAGUCAUGGGGAAAGAAGUUGCACGCAUAAUGAUGUCUUAUACUUUUUGGAAUAAUGUUUUUCAUGCUCUUAAAAUUGGUGGGCCGUUGAUUAAAGUACUUCGUUUGGUGGAUGGAGAACAAAAACCACCCAUGGGCUACCUUUUUGAAGCUAUGGAUAGGGUUAAGGAGUCUAUACGAAAAUCAUUUAGUGACCCACAUAAGUAUGCAAAGGUCUUUGACAUCAUUGAUAAAAGGUGGGCGGAUCAACUUCAUCAACCUUUGCAUGCCGCUGGGAAUUUGUUGAACCCGUCAAGCUUUUAUGAUAAUAAUGAGAUGCGAUUACUAAAUGCAAAAGUGACGAAGGGAUUCCAUGAGAGUGUUGCUAAGUUGGUUCCCAAUAUAGAUGAGCAAGAUCAAAUAGGGGACCAACUAAGUGCUUAUACUAAUUCUGAAGGGACCUUUGGGUUUCCAAUGGCUAUAAGACAAAGAAAGAAGAAGUCUCCAGUUGAAUGGUGGAGGCUUUAUGGUGGAGACACUCCAGAAUUACAAAAGUUUGCCAUCAAAGUUCUAGGUCUAACUUGUAGCUCUUCCGGAUGUGAGAGAAACUGGAGCGUGUUUGAACAUAUUCAUAGCAAGAAGAGGAAUAGACUAACCCUAAAGCGCCUCAAUGACCUAGUGUUCAUAAAAUAUAAUAGAACAUUGAGGCGUCGUUACAAUGCUCGCAAUGUAAUUGAUCCAAUUGGUUUGGACAAUAUUGAUGAUGCCAAUGAAUGGCUCACCGGGGUUGAGAAUGCUGACGAUGAAGCAAUUUUUUAGGGAGAUUCUGAUUUCACUUUCGGUGUUGUUGCCGAGGCAAUGGGGGUAGAGGAGAACCAGUAUGGUUUAAGGGGGAAUACUUCAAGCCAACGUAGGAGGGGAAAAGAAGUAGCUACAAGUCAUUCCCUAGUUGAUGAAGUUGAAGAAGAUGAUAAUGAAAUUGAAGAAGACGAUGAGCAAUAUGGUGAUGAUGUGGGAGUACAAGAUUUUGACAAUCUUGUAGAAGAAUAAGAACUAGAUGUCGAACUAUUAGUAGCUUUGAUUUUGUUUGUCCUAUAGUCUGGAGGAUUUUGUGAUAUCCACUUUAGUUUUUUCUUUGAAAUUU
Molecule: messenger RNA, 1195 nt
Organism: Lycium barbarum (goji berry)
Lineage: Eukaryota; Viridiplantae; Streptophyta; Magnoliopsida; Solanales; Solanaceae
Exons: 3
Coding region: 1-870 (289 amino acids)
Molecular function (GO): protein dimerization activity
Source: RefSeq, a predicted model, not a curated record